Pocillopora meandrina is the source of this 12310-nucleotide messenger RNA. NCBI's taxonomy places the organism in Eukaryota, Metazoa, Cnidaria, Anthozoa, Scleractinia, Pocilloporidae. The record is from the annotation of a GenBank genome assembly.
GCUGAGUUAAGACAAUUAAUAAUUUAAAGUGAGGAAAAAAUUUGCAUAUUUGUGCUUGUUUUGCAAACCAGUAGCUCCUCGAAAAUCGAGGAAAUUAUGCACAAUACGUUUUACUCUCAGUAGAAGAAGAGAAAUUUCGCGAACAAAGGAAGAAAAUGUGGAAAUGUUUAUUUCUUUUCCUAUUCUUUCGUGAGGUAAAGUUAUUUUUGUGUGUUUUUCUUUAAAUGAAUUUCUCACCUGGCACUUGAGUCCGGAGAGUGACUGUCGACUCAUCUGAUAUUUCUCUGUAGGCCGAAAAGGUUUUUUCUGCCAAUGAAACAACUUCAGUGACCGUAACGGGUAAGUAAAGGCUAUGAAAAUUCCGAAAUUUGAUGAUCAAGUUAGAACCACAUUUGAGGUAAUAUAUCAUUAUUAUUUUUCCACAAAACCAACCGUUAAUGAAGUUUGCUCUUAUGCAUGCGAGACAUAUUGUUUAUUCCGUUUUCUGUAAAAGUUUUACAGCGCAUUGAAUAAGAGUGAACAGAUAAGGAAAAAAUUUCAACCGCUCAUAAAAGUCCCCAAUUUCCUCGCUUAACUCUGACUCUUAGUGGGCCCCAGAAGUUUUACGGGGUAAUUUUAAGGUUGACCUAUUAUUCAUGAUUGAACUGCGGUUGGUCUAUGCGGAAGACUUUAUCAUCACUGACCGAAGAUCGUUGACUUGUUAUCUUGUAGAUGAAAAAUAUAUUUGCACUUUACCUAGAUUCAUUUUGACUUUUAUGCCACAGAUGGCCAGAAAUUGUAAAAUUGCAUGGGUUUUUACAAUUAGGUUGCCAAGAUGUAAUUGCAAUGCUAUCGUCUUACAUGUUGUGUAAACACACGCACAGGAGCCAUUACUGACUCUCUGAAAACCAUCAUGGAUUUAAUUUUACUUGGCAAUGAAACCUUCAAGAUAAAAACAGUGGGCUGACGGUUCAGUUAAGUAAUCACCCACGAAUAAAUUGAAUGAGUCCACUAGUAUGUUUGGGUCAGUGACAAGUAAUUAAGACUCUUCAAAGUUGCAAUGCCACGGUACAGAAACACGACGGUACUAGGUUUCUAAGAAUGGUUCAUCCUGGAGUCAAAAGCAACCUCGAACCUUUCCUUCUACACGCCAUUGCUCUAAAAGUAUCACGUGACUAAAUAUCCCCGGCUUAGACUGAAUAUCCCCGGCUUAAACAGAGGAUAUCCAAGUGAUGUUCACCAAAUUUCAAUCAAACCCAAUUUAUGAGAGAACGUUUCGUCCUUGCUCGGAAACAGCUAUUAAAAUGUCAUCUCUUUAGAAAAGCAGUAUCUAGGUAGCCACGACCCAAAGAUUUCAAAAAACUUUUGAAUUAUUCAAUCUCUAAGGGAAGCAGCAUCCUAAACGCGCAUGGAGCCAUUCCAGACAUGUCCGUGCAGAAGGAUUUUUUUUUAAAUAAGAGACCUAGAAUGCUUUGGCUCAAUUUAAAGGCUUAUUUAAACAUUUCUACGGAGUCAAAUACCUUAUGGGCUCUCAUUUUCUCGUGAUUAAGAUACAAGUGCAAGAAACUCUCCCUGUAUCUACAAUGUAGUCUAACUUUAAAAACAGAUUGAAAGAAGACAGAAAAUGCCUUUGAAGAUCAUAUUUUAACCCAAGAUCGGGCUAAUGAAUCAUUAUCAAAUGUUUUUAAUCGUUUAAAUUUUAUUUCGCUCGAUGUUACAAGUACAUAAACAAACAACGUUGCGUUCUAGCCGUGUGUUUUUGAAUGCUCAAAGUUUUCAGGAAAUUUUUUUCCAUUUCUUUGUGCGUAGCAACUAAAGCUCUUGUAGAAUUGUCUUGGUCAAAUUGUCUGUGAAAAAAAUGUUACCCAGUCACAUAAUUGUCUAUUUUUCAGAGAGCACGAUAUCAUACAGUACGGCAAGUGUCUCGGCUAGCGCAGAUGUCUCACCCAAUGCUCAGUCGGACAGUACCGCUUUUUCUCGAACAGUGACACUGGAACUGAGUCAAUCCAUACUUGGCGACAAUUCUGAAAACAUCGUUCAACCGUCGGCAACCGCUGCCUCGCAGCAAACGUCGCAGACCAUAAAUGCAUCUGUGACAGGUACAUCUCUGUGCUCUGCGGAAGUUCAGUUUUGUUUCUAUUAACUAUUUGAGGUUAAUUCUCCAUCUACUUUGUUACAUAGCUAUCGUGAGUGCAUUUUGGUUUAAAAUACUUUGACGUAAACAUUAACUGCGAUUAUUCCGCAGAGGGAAUCAACGUUAUCCUCGUUACAAAUUGCACUUCUCAUCGUUUCAAAACAAGAAUGUCUCGCCCAUAAUCUCGACCACUGAAAUGAUGUCGAAGUACCCAAUCGAAACCUUCUUAUAUCACUCUUCCUGUAGUGUGCUUGGAUGCAGCUUCAUUCAUUUUGCAACUGUUGCAUACCUCGAAGUUGACCUAAAAAAUUGUCAAAAUUGCCUUACUUUUCAUGGCUCUAGGAUUCAUUAGUAAUUAGAUGCGCAACUGAGAAGUUAUUUUGUUUAAAUCACGAUGCUAAUCGCAUUUCAGCUCCCCCCGAACUGGGUUGUAUGAAUGUCGACUGGAGUGAUCCCGAAUGUCAGGAUGUAAAGUGCGUUGAGGUAAGUAAACAAAAACUUGAAGUGGUUUUCAUGAUUUCUUACGGGUAAUUCUUGAUGAGAAUAGAGAUCGAGACCAGUUAGGAUUGAGGAUUCAAGGAGAAUGGGUCACUGAUUCGUAUUUUUAUGCGUAUAACAAUGAUUUACCGGGUGUUGUAGAACUCAAGAAAACCCUCACACAAUAAGGUGAAAUAGUUUGUAACUAAAAUAAAUUGGCUUUGUAAUGAUAAGAAAGCGCGUACCGCUGCUGAUAAAGCAGUGGUCAAUGAAGUUCCAGUCCAUGGAGAAGUUCUGUUCAAGUUACUUUGCGCACUCUGUUGAAGAUGCAAGACCUCCACUUCUAUAGAAAAUUGAGAGGCACAUACGUUUUUAGGCUACAGUGAGGGGUCUUAGCAUAAUCACGAUCGGGGAAUGAUUUAUUUGCGUAAAAAAACGGUCACAGCUUUGCCAUGCAAAUUCAUUUUUACUACCCUUAGACAUGAUUGUUAAGAUAUACGUUUCUUUUAGGAUCAGAUGGAUGCCGUGUCCAACUGUAUGAAGGUAACUUGCACUUACUUUUGAAUAUAAAACUGGAACAAGUAAUUAUCAUUUUUUUCCCGCACCCACCCGCACACCAGAGAAAACGAAAUUCUAACUUCCUUGACCCUUUUAAUUGACAGAUAUUCUCGAGGCUUUGGCCAAUAUCAUCAUUUGGGUUUAAGAUUUGCUAAACACGUUUCAAGAAAAUCUCAAAAAACAAGAAAAACUCAAGAAGAUCACCGCAUAGUUGUUUCUCAUUUAUGCAGCAACAACGUUGCGAAAUAUUCGUAAAAAUUAUCCAAAUCCAAAUAAAUUUAGAAUGAAAAGAUUGAAAUACUUUCUGUGUUUUCUUAGGACAAGCCGGAAAAUUUUUCUUUAUCAAAUAUGAAGGUCCCUGAACAGGUCGUGAAGACGGGAAUGUCCCUUGCAGAGGCGAUACGGAGUAAUGAUGAAAACAAGACUAGAGUCAUUAUCACGGAUAAUAUUGGUGAGCAUCUCAACCACUGCAACCAAGAGAUAAACUAGGAUAAAUUUCUCAUUACUUUACGUGUGGAAACUUCUCUUAAUGAUCUCGCUAUACGUAAUUACAGCUGGUCUAGUUCUGUAAAGGAGUAAGGAGCAGUGCAAAAUACACAUUGCGGACCCACUUUUUCCUUACGCUCAAAACCAAAAAAAAAACCAGCCUGUUUUGACUCAGAUUAAAAUUGCAAUCUUGAAUGUAGUCUUAUUUAUUGCUUUCAGCUAUGGAAGUCGGUCUCUUUAACAGUGGGGAAAUGAAAAACAACUUUAAGAAACCUACACUCGUAUUUCCCAACUACUCUGACCCAAAAUUCACUGGCAAAUGGAAGGCCAUGGGUGACUCUGUUGCAUUCACAAUGGAUAAGCUUCCUUUCGAAGGUAACAACAAAGCUAUAGAGGAGUAGGGGAGGGAAAGAACAGUGUUAUUUACUUAUAAUAAAAGUUUGAUGGUGUUCUCUUUUGAUCAGUUUACUCGACCAGCGAACAUCCAAAAUAGCUCCACUGUCCUAAACAACAUUUUCCCAGCUAAACUAUCCAAGCAAGAAAUCCGGUUGCCUUAGCCACUCUUCAAGAGUCCAGGUUCUUGUACCCUUUAUGGUCUGAUUUCUUUGGAGCCGCAUUAAUCCUACACAGAAUUUUCCUUUGAGAAUUUUUUUCGUGUUAGCUUACUAGGUGACGAAUUUGUUAACCACAAAAGAGAGGCAAAAAACUAACAUUUACGUAAGAGUAAUAACUGUAUUUGGUUCUUUAGUGUUGGUGAAAGUGUUCACAGCUUGGUAAAUAUCCACUCUCCACUUCGGAAAAAGAUUUUUGAUUAUUUUCUUUUCAGGAGAAGUCGCGUAUUCUGUCGCCAUUUUGCCUGAUGUCGUGGGAGAAUCAUAUCUGGAUAAAGAUAUGAUUGCUUGGCAGGACAAGUAAGCACAAGCCUUUUUUUAUCAAGCUUUGUUUAGCAUCGGGAUAAAGAAAACAGCUCCCAUCUAAAAGAUUGCGGUAUCUUUCAAAUAUUUUCAUCUCUCCUCCCUCUCUCAUCCCUCUUAACAAUUCUCGCUUAAGUAUAUCUUCCUGUGAGUGCUUUGAACAAAAAUUAUCACGACAGAACCAAUAUUUCAGAGAGCUGGGUAACCAAAAUUAAUGGCCACUCAUCAAGAAUAAGCAUGUUCAGGAGACCAAAGGAAGGAAAAGACAUUUUAAACUUAACUUAUAGAGUCUCUCUUUGAUUGGCUGGACUGGGUUCGAUCGCCUUGCUUGAUAUCUUACGGUUCUAAUUUCUUCUUACAUGUUAAGGCUUGAAUUUUGAAAGUUUAACAUUUCCAACCUGCGUUCGUUUUCUCCAUCAUAAGCUGUCCUUGUUCGUUAUUGAUUUUUUUUUUCCGUUUCUAUUUUUUUCAUUUUAUCGAUCAAAUGUUUUUAGUCACUAUCUAGUUGAAGAAGAUGUAAGUUGGGUACGUCCCUCGACUCCUUCCCCUUCCUUACCAUAAAACAAAGUUUAGAUAUCGUAAAAGAGCUACGUGAAACAUGGUCACUUCUUUCUUAUUUAAAGCCAUAUUCCAGAUUCAGCUCUGUCUGAGUUGUACGUGGUGGGUGACAAACUUAUGACCCGAAAGGAAGUUCCAAGGAGACGAAUCAACAGCAACUUGCUCUCCGCGGAAUUUCGUCAUAAAAAUAAAAGUGAAAUGCUGAGUGGACGGCUGGAAAAACCAGCUUUGAUUACUUUAAAACAUCGUCAUGUAAGCAAAUAACAAUUACUAUAGCUUUCAUAAGUCCAUGUGGGAACGCGGAUAUACCAGGAUAGCAAACACUUACCACUUAUUUAGCCCGAUGGCGUGAUUUUGACGGGGGAGUUCUCAGUAUUUUAUCGGUGGAAAUUCUAGUUUCAUCAGCAGCCAAGGUAAGAAGUAGGAUUUCAAUAAUGGAAUGUUGGGAAUGAGUGCAUGGCUGGUGGGAGGAAGUAAAUCAGGUGAUAAAUGAAUAACUAGUUAAGACCAACUUCUUAUUUCAUGAAAUUAGACGUGAAUCUUUUUUUCCUACAGACCACUGAAGAUCAUUUUGAUCCAAGAUGUGUUUUCUGGGAUGGAAAGUAAGAGAAAUGUAUAGGUCGCUAAUAGCUUUUUACAACGUAAAAUCUCAUAUGCUAAUAUACGACAGCUCGAAAAAGGUGAUCAGGCAAGUUUGAUGAUCCUAUUGAUAGACGGUAUAUUAUCUACCUAGUGAGGAAGGUGAUCCUAUCGGAGGCAUGGUAUUUAGCUAAUGAGGAAGGUUAGGAAAGAAUUUUAAAAGAUUCCCGAGAUGUAGUGGUUCAAUGUAAUUUUCCUUUGCCACCAUGAAAGAUGAUUGUACGUGUGAGCUGUAGAAACGUCUAUUUUUUUUCUCCAUAAUUUGUCAUUAGAGGUAAAUCGAAGUCCUGGUUUAUUUCCUUUAACGUUGUUUCAUCUUCCCUUUUUUAGCCUCGAGGCGUGGUCCAAUGAUGGUUGCAAAGUUGGAAAAACCGGAAAAUCAGAGACAGUCUGUGAAUGCACGCAUUUUUCAACAUUUGCACUGAUAAUGAGCGUAAAUGAGAAGGUAGGAGAGUCUCAUCACAUUAUGAUAAAGCCCUAUAAUAUUCCUUACACGUGUGUGCAUACUUUGAUAUGAUAUCGCUCUUACACCCUUACUUCCUUGCCGCUAUCAAAGUCGAACAGCUGUUCGGAAGGAAAAAAUUGGUUAUAAUCAUGAAUAGAACAAGUUUUAAUUCUCCUUUUAAGCUGUCAAAUAUCGUCAUUUUUCACCGCAAGAGAGUACUCUCUUUUUCACAGGUGAGUCGUCAUAAUUUGAAAGUUAUGCUUAUAGCUUUGAAGUAAUUUUUCGGCGCAUGUACUUAUCGUUUCAGGUGGAUGACGCGGAUCGCAAAAUGGUUGUUACUGUGGCUACUGUACUGGGAUCAUUCUCAUUGCUUGCUCUGCUGAUCUGUGCUGCCGUCGCCAUUGUUCUCACGUAAGAACAUUUCGUGACACUGCUUUUUGAGAUCUAUCUUCAGGCUGGUUUUAAGGUUUCAUGAUAGCAUGAUCGCAAGAAAAAGGGCUCGAAUGCUCAUUAGAGAGAAGAGCUAAUAAAGAACAUACCGAUGACAAAAAUGAGUUUCAUUUCUUCUCUUAAUUGACAGCCCGUUUUAAUAAAUGCAGUGCGCAUUUUUCUGGUGGAAAACCUACGAUGAUGAGAAUGGAAACCGAUAUAGGCCUUAAAUUCAAGUACAUUCCGCAUUGCAGCUUUAGCUAGCCCAAAUGGACUGAAAAUAAAAUUAUCACUUUAGAAUUUUGGAUUUGUCUCGUAGAGAGACCUGCUCAUAAUUUAGUGAAAUAACCUUUUAAUUUGCUGAUGAUAUCAGGUAAGCUAACGAUUCCGAACUGAGUCAUGGCGACAAAAAGCCAAAUCAAAGAAAGAAAAAUAAAAAUGUGUAUAAAGUAGACAGAGUUUUCAUUUUUACAUUGCCUUGCUGAUCAGUGGAUACGCAAUUAUUUCCUUCAGCUAUCAUCAGAGGGACAACAUGCGGAUUGCUCUUAACGUUGAUGUAUCACUUCUGCUCAGUCAGCUGGUUUUCUUCAUUGGUUUAUCUACCGGCGAUAAUUCGGUGAGAACAAUUUGAAUGAGAUCUCAUCCACGUUAAGAGAACGGUCAUUAUUUAUUUCCUUGAAGGGGGGGGAGGGGUUGAUGGAUUUUGUUUGUGUCACGAUGAAAUUUAUAUGAUCCCAUCUUAAGGUUCUGUAAUGUUGUUGUGAUUUCCCCUAGGUGGCGGUUGGUCGGCAAUCAGUCUACUAUACUCCUCUCUUUAGACUCUGUUGGCGACGACUGAUCUCCCCUCCGUUUCCUCUGAAAACUAUCCGAACCACCACCCCCACCAACCUCAUACCCUACGUCGGUAAAUAAUGAUUAGUCCGCUUGAGUCACUUUUACCUAUCAUUAUACUAAAAAGCCUGUCAUUCUAACAUUUCUUCCCAUUCUGAGAAAUAUUUUGUUAAAAUAAUCUCAGUAAUAAUCCCAUUGCAUCUCUCGUCGUAGUAUUUCGCCAAACCCAAAACAUGUGAUGUGGUCAAUCCUUUCGUGCACUUUUUUGAGCUGGCAGCUCUAACGUGGUUGCUAAUGGAAGCAGUGCACUACUACUCCACGCUCAAGCCACUGUUCAACGAGAAAAACACUGUACCCAUCGUGUUUUAUUUCGCUGUGGGGUGGGGUAAGUUGUAAAAGUUUUCUUCGGCCUUUUGACUGAGAAAGUUCAUUAUACGGUUCUGUAGGAAUGAUACCAAAUCCUUAAUCUUUUUUUUUAACCCUGUGAAUAGAGCUUUUAACUUGGAUGAAAUUAUAACAAAAUUAAAACUCCGAAUAACAUAUUGAAUUGUUAUCUGACUUUCAUCGUUUAUUAAUUGGCGGAUAAAGGCUUUAUUAAAGUAAUUAUUGGGAAAACAUUACACCAGAACUUUGACGAAUUCAGUAUCUUUAAAUCAACAGAAAUUGAAAUCCUACUUUAAAAGCCCAAGUGUUUUCAUAGGAUAUCUUUUGAGAGAAUAAAGUCAUAGGCUAUCAGCAUUAGUUGGCGUGGGUGAUCUCAAAAACACAGUUUGCUUUCAAAAUCCUUGUACUUUCAGGAGUACCUGUAGCUUUUGCUAGCGCAUUGGCGGACUUCGCGUACCCUCACUUUGGUGAUCCCGGAAGGAGUGAAUUGUAAGUUUUGUUCAACAGUUUUCUUGCCAAUCGAUAAUUUGUAGGAAUUUUCAAAUUAGACGUAAUGAGAAUGACAAUCAUAAUUUACAGAUCUAGCAUCACGCUUAUCGCAAUUUCGAACGACUAUAGUGUAAAUGUUCACGAUUAGGAACACAAUAACCAUCAAUUUCUAUGGCGAGAAAAACGUAAGCAGCGAAGAAAUUUGUCGGACGUUAUAAUGUGCUCCAUUGUCUGUCGUUUUCUUUCUUUUUGAAACUAUCAUGGGAUGGAGGUACGAAAGAGGAAAGGUGCUUCGUGUGCAUCCCUUCAUUGAUAGGAAGCAGUUGAAAGAUUCGGGUGUGAUUAUAAUGCCUUAUCUUUAUUUCAUCCUUCGUAGUUGUUGGAUGUCUAUUCGCGGAGGUGAGGCCUGGUUCUUUGGAACACAAGUUUUGGUUCUCGUUGUGGUGAGUUUGAGAGCCUGCAGGCCAUCAUCAUUAGCGCGAUAGGAUGAGCGUUUCUCGGCCUUCGGGAAGAUUUCAGACCAGUCGGACGAGGUCUACCAGGGGUCUGGUACUUAUUAUUAUCAGUGCCGGACCUUUUCCUCUCGCCGGUUCGCGUUGCACAAAGCGUCAUAAUUUCUCAAGGGCAAAGGAACGCUCGCACUUUUUCCCUGAUAGUGAGGCCGGACCUGCUUGCAUGAUAUGAUUUUGAAUUUUAUGAUUAUGCUGCUGCAGAUGAUAAUUUAAAUUGGAUAAUCUAUAAAUCACUGCAAGGUUUAAUCCUACCGGAGUAAAUUGGUAGCUUCAGUAAUAAUCAUAAUAAUUAGCCGACUCAUUGACUUAUCGUGAUCUCGUAAGACUUAUAAUAAUCAACUCCCUCUCGAUGAUUUUUUUUUAGCUGAAUCUCGCCGCCCGUGCGUUCAUCGCGAAGGAGAUUGCUUGCUGGGAAGGUGAUCCGGAUGACAUCAAAAUUGAAAGGACCAGGUAUUAUGACGAAGAUAUAUAUCGUGUAUAUUUUUUUCCGGUCUUAUGGGAGCAACCAGGGUAACAUUUAGUACGUUUUUAAGAACUAAUUAUCGUCAAACGUGAUGCAGGAAUCGGAUGUUGACAUCUUUAGUGCUAAUGGUGGUGAUUGUGAUGACGUGGCUUUUUGGUGUCUUGGCUAUGAACAACACGGACAGAAAGAUCUUCCACUACGUCUUCAUUGUCUUCUACACAUUCCAGGUUAGAGACCAAGCAAUGGAUAAUCGUCUUGACCCUUUAUCUCCCAGGAUCUCAUUAGUAAUUCUCCUUACUGUCUCUCAUACAGUUCUUGUGAUGUUAGUUUGGAGAAUUUGGUAUUGGAUCAACUUAUAAUUCCCUUACUGAUAUUUUCCUUUAUUCUCAUGACUUGUAUGCUUGACAUUGGAUUGAUAUUGUAAGGAGAAAUUCUGUCUUGGUCAAUCAUGGGAGGUAAAGGGUUAAUCUCGUCUCUCAUUGACCAUUUCACAACCAAGAUCUCCUAACCGUCUGCUCUGCAAUUCCUAUGAUGUAAUUUCAGAGAAUUUGGUAUUGGAUCAACCAAUAAUCCCCUAUUUAAAAUUUUUAUUUAUUCUCAGUUAGUCUGCUUGAUAUUGUAUUAAUACUAUAAGGAGAAACUCUGUUUUGGUCACUCGUGAGAUUUAAAGGUUUAACGGUUAUACUUCUGUAUGAAGGGGUCUCCCUUUGAACCCCGAUAUGAGACGUACUCUAGGAUUCACUUUUCGCACAUACACGCCUACAGGUUUUCUUUAGUUUUGAGACAACAAAAUAAACAUUAAGUAACCAUAGUGAUACAGGUAUCGAGUCAAAGUGAAUUGGUUGGCUGAAUAGAUGGUAGCACAGUUAGACAUCAGAUAUCACUGAAUUCUGUGUUAUCCCCUUUUUUACGAAGACUGAAAGCUUCAUCAUUGCAAACAUUUCAAUUUAAUCACCGAUCGACGUUGAAAUACAGUGCUCCUGCCGGUUAUAAGGUUAUUAAACACAAGAAAAAUCUGUUUUCCACUACAAUACUUCCAGCUGAUAUGUAUUUUGUUUACUUUGCAGGGUCUACUGGUUCUGCUUUUUUACUGUGUCCGCAACCAAGAGGUAAGUGUCAUUUAUCAUAUUUUGAAGAUAGUUAAGGUUAUUCGGCUCCCAGGUCUCUCUGCCUCAGGGAAUGAUCUGUUCCAAAUGACGCAAAAAUGACUUUGUGACGCAAAAUUUAAAAUGAAACAGAAAUGAGCCGGGGGGAUUAAUUUAAUUUUUUUUUCCAGAUAUCAAUGAGUUCAUCAGGUGGGAAAACAAAGGUAGCGUGUGGACGUCUCUUCCUUUCGAAAGUAGAGAGGGAGAGGCACGUCCUUUUUUAAGCUGUCACGUUAGUGUCUGAUCUCGUGUCCAGAUCCUACCGUGUAACUGUAACCAAUGUACCACUUGGCCAUAAAAGGUUUCGGUACGAGACUAGUUGGUAUCAUCAAUAUUGUCGGAGAGUAGGCUGUUCCAAACGUCCAGUUAAACGAAACGCGAGGGUAAAGCGCGCCACAGUAAAGGAGGAGGGUUAAAAUGAGGGAGACUUGGGUUCUUGUAGCGUAAUUAACGGCGUCCUCUACGCGACGCGACGCGACGCGACCCAACCUGCCGGCUAUUUUCACUCUGCCGUUACUGUCGCGCUGUUCACGAUUUUGUAAGGAUUUUGCACAGUCGUACUUGCAUAACGCCCAGAGCAGGCCAGUCCAAGAAAUGAAAUGAAACUUUAAUUUCAAUGUUAUUUGCAGAUGUGGGACUAUCGAAAAGAUAAAAAGGACGAGGAAGAGAAAGAAAAGGUAAUAAUCAGAUAUUCAGAAACGACAACAAAACAAACGAACAUAAAACAAAGCGUUUUUCACUUCUUCAGUAAAGACCUCCCUCUAAAGGCAUGGUUAUACAGGGAUCUUCCUGUGCAUAAUUGUAAUUCCUAAGAGUAAACAGCAGCUGGUUUCUCCUUACAGCGUCAUCCUUGAAUCACACAUUAAGACCGUGAGAAUGAAGGAAAUUAUCAGAAUGAAACAAGUUUUCCGGAAAACGAGGGCCUUGUCAGUAGUACGGGAAAUGUAGAAGAAACAGUAUGGAGAAUUUGCGUAUUGAUGUUAGGGACUGAAGCGUUAAACUUAUUAAUGGCAGUUGUCCCAACGAUACAAAACAGCAGCAAACAGUCAAACAUGCAAAGAGAGAGCAGUUAAGAACUAAAACGAAAUUCUAAGCCAAGAAACGUUGUUAUCUUCGGCGUUGACGUUGUGUCUCCAGUAAUUGUCAAAAAUUAUUUUCAGUUAUUGAGUCUGAUCUUUGUACCUUAUCAUACCCAAAAAUAAAUCGUUUGAUAAAAAAUGUGCAUAAAAAGACUGAUCUAGUUUACCCAGUUAGCAUACCUUAUAUAUUUUAACAAAUAUAUUAUUCCGUUUUUUUUUUCAGAACAAAACCUACGACUUCGUGUACCAUCCAUGAGAGCAACAAGUAUACCCUCAAUACUAGAUAAUUUUGUAAAAACGUUUGGUAGAAGAUUGCACUUUUAUUCGUUUCAUUUGCGAACUAAAAGGGACUUACAAAGAAAUUGCCCUUUUUGUAGAUGGUGAAAAUUAGUUAAAGCUACCAUGAUAUUGAAGUUAAGCUUCUUAGAGAUUCGCCUGUUUAUUGCACUAAAACAAAAUUAUUUGCAUUAACUGUAAACAAGAGACUGUUUAUACGUCCCUGUAGGAUUGAUCGGGGAUUAUUGUUUGGGUGAUUCUGAAUAAGUGAUAAUCCUUAGACGAGUUUGAGAAUUGAGAUGAGAAGUUUACAUAGAUAUGGCCUUAGUAACAAGACUUCACUGGUAGUUAAAAAUCUAUCAAUUAAUUUAUCAAUUCAAGUGCAAUCUGGCGAUAAGUAUUGCUCUUCUCAUUACUAUGUAAUUCUACACAAGUUCCCUUUGAGGACUAAAGAUGUUAAUAAACACCGAAUAACAAUCUACUGCAGCAUAUUUCACUUGUCUUCUAACUCA